Neoarius graeffei (lesser salmon catfish) is the source of this 4699-nucleotide messenger RNA. RefSeq lists its product as uncharacterized. The record is from RefSeq and is a predicted model, not a curated record. Bases 680 to 4690 code for a protein of 1336 amino acids. NCBI's taxonomy places the organism in Eukaryota, Metazoa, Chordata, Actinopteri, Siluriformes, Ariidae. The transcript has 4 exons.
CUCAAACUCAGAUCAGCAGCUGUAGGAGUCGUUUGAACUCAACACCCUCAACAUUAAACACAGCAGAAGUGAAAAGAGUCGCCACGUAAAGGAAGUGAAGAAGAAGGAGAAGCUUUUUCUUAUUCCUGAUUUGGAAAAUUCUGAAGUUUUUAUUUCUACAAUAAUAACAAUAAAAGAGAGAGAGAGAGAGAGAGAGAGAGAGAGACUCAUCUAUCCAGCAAAAUACACUGGGAUCGACAACGACUCCACUAUUCCAGAAUACACUGGGAUCGACAACGACUCCACUAUUCCACCAAGUUUUUCACCUUCUAGCUUUGGCUUCAAGCUCCAAGCUUCUAGCUUCUACUUCUGAUUCUACUUCUGAUUCUGGUUCUACUUCUACCUUUUCUUCUGGGAAAACCCACUACUACCACAAUUCUACUAUAACGUCAGUUCCACUGAAAACCAAUAAAAUACAAGACGAGUGGAAUCCUGUGUCCGAGUCCUUCCCUUUCAAGUGUGGGAAACCCUGAUGCUCACAUACACUUGACAAUGAAAAACCGCUGCACCAGUGCAUCAAACCGAAACCAGUGACCAAGAAGCAAGACUCCACUCAUGCCACAACCCAACAGAGAGGGAAGACACUUCACCUGGGGGCCUGGAGGAUAAAGCUUGAAGUCAUCUGGAAAAAAGAAAGGAAAUGGCGAAGUCAUUAGAAGAACUGAAAACAGAGCGAUCCACAGCCAAAAGACUUUUCUCCUGUCUUGCUAACUGCAUUGCAAGAACACACUCAGAGAUGACUGUGGAGGAGCUAAAGCAAAACUUCAACAAGCUUACAGCAGAAAGCUCGAGACUCAUGGAGGCGAACGAAGAGAUUGAGGCCGCCUACAUGGCAGAAACAGCCGCUGUAGAGGACCUGGGCGCUGAGAAGAAAGCCGACCUGGAGAAGAUAGAGGCAUACUGUAAGCAGAGGACUAAAGAAGCAAAGCUCCUAAUUCAACAAACACUCUGGGAAUCGUAUGGGGAGAAAGAGCUGCCCCUUGCUCUAUACAUCACUGAAGCUGACUGCAAGAGCGUCUCCUCGGCCCAGCUCGACGUGACUCUGGAGGCAUAUGAGUUCAUGCUGAAGCACUUUGAGAUGGUGGUGCUGAAGGCAAAAGAAGUGCACCGUGACUGGAACCGCUGGGCUCCCGCUGCAGAGCAAAGAGACUUUGAUCACCGCAUGACAGAGCUCGAAGUGCAACUUCCCCAGCUGGUGUCGCGCAAGGCCGCCUUCAUCAAAGCUGCAAAAAUCAAGACAGACUCUGAAGAGCCCACUGUCCACCGUACAGCUCCAGUGCCAGCAAUAAAGCUGAAAGCCACAGCCCUUCCAAAGUUUGCUGGCAACCAGCGAAGUUACUACAGGUGGAAGAAGGAGUGGGAAGCUCUACCGAAGCAGGGUGAACCGACAGGGUCUAGAGAGGUCAAGAAAUUCCAGCUGCUCGACAGCAUCGAUGAGAAGGUGGCCGGAAACCUACACCUGUCGACCUACAGCUCCUCAAACGAAAUCUUCAGAGUCCUGGAUAACCGGUUUGGGAACCAAGCUAACAUUGCUCUUGAGAUCAUUGAAGAUCUACAAGCAACUCCUGCAGUCAAAGCCGGCCAGCCAAGAAGAGUCAUCGAGCUCAUCCAAACAGUGGAAAAAGCUCUCUACGACUUAAAUGAACUGGACAAUGCCGAGGCCAUAAAGAACCCCAUUGUGACCAAAUCCAUUGAGGGCAAGCUUCCAGAAACUUUAAAGAAAGACUGGCUCACCUAUGCUGCUGACGUGAGUAAUGCUGUGGACCGUUACAACCGCUUUGACAAGCUGCUGGCUUACCUAAAGUCACAGGAAGCCAUGUAUGAGAAACUUGACCAACUGAAAGAUGGCGUUGAACCUGCCAAGGACAAGACCAAGUUCCUGAAGCAAGCCAGAACAAAAGCAACCAACAGUCCGGCAGUGUCAUCCAACAGUGACGCAGCAGGCUGCAUCAUCUGUGGUGACCCAAAGCACAGAAGAAAACUGUACUUCUGCAGAAAGUUUAGAACCGACCUAAAGCCAUCGGAGAAGAGGGAUGCAGCACAACAACUCGGUGCCUGCAAAAGAUGCCUCGAAGUCCACACUGGUGAAAGCUGCAAGAAAACCACUUACCUGUGCGGGAAUCCAGAAUGCAAAGAUCAACACCACUUCCUCCUCUGUCCAGUUACCAGACCCCAGUCCCAAAGAACACCCAAGUUCAGUCCAGUGAGGGCUGAGGGCAGAAGACUCACUGACACCCAGGAGCAGUUCCUCUCCAAACUCACACCAGAGCUGGCACAACAGUGUCGAGAUGCCUUCUGCAACAUAGCAUCCAGGGCAUUCAACUCCAGUGCUGCUGAGAGAGGUCUUCUAGAUGAACACUGCCUCACUGAGUACCCAGUCAUCCUAAUGCUCCUCAAUGUCACUGCCAAUGACGGACAGAGUGUCGGGACCCUCAUCGACCUGGCAGCAGACACAAACUACAUAACGCACAAAGCUGCGAGCAAGUUGAACCUGAGAAGUGAAGACGUUACGCUGGAGGUUCAUGGCAUUGGAGGGAUGAAGGUGUCUGUUGCAACCAAGCGCUAUUUGCUGAAGAUACGAGUCAGCACCCCAAGAGGGACACUCAAAGUACACCAACUCAUCUGCUAUGGACUUGACAAAAUAGCGGAAGUCCACAGACAUGUUCCGGUGAAAAAACUGCAGAAAAUCUUCUCAGACAUCUCCUUGGAAGAUCUGGCAAGACCAAAGGAGAUCCAACUCCUCAUCAGCCACAAAGAAGGGCAGCUGGUACCCCAGAAGGUUCGUUCCGUCGGUGACCUGGUGCUCUGGGAUGGCCCGCUUGGCAAAACCAUUGGCGGCACACACCCGGACCUCUUUGAAGAAGUCACCUUAAUGGCCCACACCUCCAAGACUCACUUUGCAAGAUCCAUGCGCACUGCAGCUGUCAGAUACACCGAACUCACCUGCAAAGUCCCAGUUUCUCGCCAGUCUCCCAGACAUCCCAGCUCCCAGUCCAACACAGCCACUAGCAACAGAGACUUCCUGAAGUGGGGGAAAUGGGAAAGCAUUGGAGCAGCUUGCGAACAGAGAUGUGGAGGAUGUUGCUGCGGGAACUGUCAGCCUGGUGGGAAAGAAAUGACACUGGCCGAAGAAAGGGAGAUGGAGAUGGUGAGGGACGGCUUGACUUAUGUGGCUGGAGACCACCACAGCCCUGAACCACACUGGCACGCCAAGUACCCAUGGAAAGAAGACCCAGCAUCUCUUCCCAACAACAAGAAAGCAGUUGAAGCCACAUUCCGCAGAACUGAGAGGCAGCUGGCGAAGGAACCGGAGUGGAAAGUGGCCUACGCCUCACAAGUCCACAAAAUGGUGAGCCGCAGAGCUGCAGUGAAGCUGUCCAAAGAGGUUCUGCAAAGCUGGACUGGGCCAGUGUGGUAUAUAAGUCACCUGAUAGCCCCAAAUCCACAUUCAGUCUCCACCCCAGUGAGACUAGUAUGGAACAGCAGCCAGAAGUACAGUGGCCUCAGCCUAAACGACAUCCUGAUCAAAGGCCCUGACGUUCUGAACCCGAUCAGAGGUGUCCUGCUGAGGUUCCGCACUGGUGUCUUCACAGCUUUAGGGGACAUCCGCAAAAUGUACAACUCUGUCUGGCUUGAAGAAAGAGAAGUCCACCUGCACAGAUUUCUGUGGCGUGACACAGAAGAUGCAGAGAUCGAAGAAUUCGCCAUAACAAGAGUCAACAUUGGAGACAAACCUGCUGGUUGCAUAGCCCAAGUUGCCAUGCGAGAGACCGCCAGCCUGCCUUCAUUCAACCACUUCAAAGAGGAGAGACAUGUCCUCGAAGAGGAUGCCUAUGUUGAUGACAUAUUGACUUCCCACAACAACCUCGACCACCUGAAACGCCUUACAUCCAACAUUGAGCAGAUCCUUCAAGCAGGAGGGUUCUUCAUGAAGCCCUGGAUCUACUCGGAUCAAAGUGGGAGGAGCGAGUCGAGAGGUGAGAAGAUCGAGUCAAACACCAUGAUCCUGCCAAACCAACCCACCAAAGAGGAUAACAAAGCCCUGGGCCUCGGCUACACUGUCGACGAUGGCAAGUUACAUGUCAUGGUUGCAGUGAACUUCUCCAAGAAGAGGAAGAAAAUGCACCUCGGCCAGGACUUGUUGAAAGAACAAGUGAGAGAACAAACACCUGACCCACUAACCAGAAGAGAGCUGUUAAGCCAAGUCUCUGGUCUCUAUGACCCUCUCGGCCUUGUGGCCCCAGCAAAACAGAAGGGAGCCAUCCUGAUCCGCAGGGCCUUCCAAGAGGCAAAAGUCAUGUACUGCGUAGAAGACACCUGGGAUGCUGCCUUGUCCAGAGAGCUCAGAGAUGAUGCCAUGAAGCUCCUCGAAGAGUACGCUGAGCUGAGCCAAGUUAGAUUUCCCAGAGCUCUCACACCGCCAGAUCCAGCUGAAAGACCAUGUGCAAUCACCUUCUCUGAUGGCAGUGAGUGUGCAUAUGGUGCCGUGCUGUACCUGCGUUGGAGCUGCAGCCAUGGUGUCGUAGUAAGGCUAGUUAAGGCCAAGGCUAAGCUGACCCCCCUUGACCAUAAAGGUGACCCUGUGAAAGCAGAAAUGUGCGGAGCAGUCUUUGCAGCACGGCUGAAGAAUUACUUCCAAAAGCACUGCUGACUCGAGGUC